GCUGAGGAUCCGACCAGACAGAGAGGCCGACAGAGACCAUGUGCUGCGCGAGCUAGCGCACGAGGAAUGAGCCAAGGUGUCAGCAGCUUUUCCAACACCCGUUUGCACUACCAGAAGCCAAGGUCAACCGCUGACCUAGGAUUCAAAUGGACGCGAGGUGCAGGCGCGGAGGAUGAGAUGCCUCCGCUGAACGCGUUCUCGCCCACGCCUGCGCGGGCAGAGACGCGGUCGCUGGCAGAUGGCUCCCCAGUUUGCAUCACCGGUCUCAGCGGCCAGAAGCAUUUGAAUGGCUGCAAAGGCACACUGGUGGGCAAGGAUGAGAGCCGUCUGCUUGUGGAGCUCAGCUCGGGGCCGGAAGCUGGGGCCAUCAAGGCUCUGAAGCCGCAGAAUGUGGAGCUGGACGUUAGGGGCGCGCCUGCGACCAGCCCACCGAUCAGGAGCACGCCAGUUGUGUCCAGCCCAACUUUGGCCAGGCCGUUCGACGUUGGCAGUCGGGUGAGGCUUGUUGGCUUGGAGACGCGCCCGGAGCUGAACAAGCGCACGGGAGUCAUUGUGGAGAAGCAGGGCACGAGGUACCAUGUGCGUUUGGAUGGCGAGGAUCCGCAAGACAAACUUAUGAAGGCGAAGAAUCUGGAGAGUGUGGCGCUUGACAAGGGGACAGCGCCAAAGCCACCACCGGUGACACCACCGGCACCCGCGAUGGCACCGGCGCCACCUCGACCGCCAUCCUCGGAGCGAGAACGGCCUCGGCCGCCGCCCAAGCUCCGCGAUCUGUUGCAGGCCGCGAAGCCGACGUGGGCAGACAAAGACCUCAGCGCCGUGAUGGAGAAGUUGGCAAAGGCGCAGGUCACCAACUUCACUGAUCUGCGGGAGGCUCUCUACAGCACGGGCCCUUCAGCUCUCAACGAGAGGCUGCGGUCGGCCGGGCAGAAGAUCUUUGCCACUGAGACCGUUGCAGCGCUGAAGGCGCAGGUGGACCUUCAGGAGCCGCCGAAGCCAAAGAUCGAAUCCAACCCGGACCUUCCGGUCCAACACUGGGAGGUCAUCAAGUUAGCUGUGGUGCGAGAGGCGCCCUCCCCUGGAGCCCGCGCAGUCGCGCGGAAGGACCCGGGCGAAGUUCUCGAGGGUGUUGAGGAGACCUUCAACGGCUUCCUGAAGCUCCGCUUAGGGGGUUGGUGCCCCAAGGAGGCUGAGACUGGGCAGCUUGUGCGGCGGGUGGGAGCUGUACCUCUGCUGGCGGCGGACUUCCUCUCAACGCCCGGCCCGCAACCUUUCGAGGUGGCAUUUCAGCCGAGCGUGGCAGUUCGCUCCGCCCCCUCGACCACUGCCAACAUCAUCAGCGCGCGGCGCUUUGGGGAGGUUGUAAUGGCAGAGACUCAAACCUAUCAUGGCUGGCUGCGUUUGGCAGAUGACGGCGGAUGGAUGUUGAGUCUGCCAAUCGGAUUGCAAGAGCGUAGGAAUACCUGCAUGGCUGGGUGCUUGAAGUGGUCAGAUAGCCAAAGGUACGCGUGCUUCCAUGGCAGGCCAACAUCCUCAGCAUGGCAUUCUCCUUCGACCAGCCUUCCAGGCAGCCACGUCAACGUCGCCGCAAGUGGCGCAAGCAGCGCCAGGGCCAGAGGCAGACUUAGCCAGCGAGGCACUACGCAGGAAGCAGGAAGAAGAGCAAAGAAGGGAGGACCAAAGAAGAGAGGAAGAGCAGAGAGCGGAGAGAAGAAGAGAAGAGCGACGACGAGAAGAGCAAGCAAAACGAGAGGAUGAAAGACAGAGGGAGGAGAGGAGGAUAAAGGAGCAGAAGAGGGAAGCCGAGCUCCGGGAAGAAAAGGCUGCC
Effrenium voratum is the source of this 1828-nucleotide messenger RNA. Lineage: Eukaryota; Dinophyceae; Suessiales; Symbiodiniaceae. The record is from the annotation of a GenBank genome assembly.